CGAACAUAUAUGCGUACGAAUAGUUGGAAAAUGCGACCGAUUUCAUGUGACUGAAUUUACACGUUUUGUUCUCUAGUUUGUUGUAAAUUGAUAGAGGAGGUGCAUUAGAUUUUAGGAGGUCAAAGGAGAUCACACACAAUGAAGAAAGUGUCAGCAUUCUCAGUAUUUAAAGGGAAAAAGGACAAAGGUGAUACCCCAACUAUUGAAAGAAACAGUAGCAAGAGGGGGUCAAUUAAGAAAGCAUCAAGCGAACCAGUUAUCAAUGGGGAGGAUGAUUCCAAGUCCAAAAAACUUCUGAGGGCAAUCAAAGGAGGUAGUUUUAGAAACACAGUAAGGGGCAACAAACAUAGACCAGCAAACCUUGCUGAUGGAACAGGAAACAGCCCUUUUGUAGCUGGAGAUAGUUCAGAGGUGAAAUUGACAGCUGUCAAGGGUAAAAAUAAAAAUGAGGAUUCAGUGAACACGUCUCUCAAUGGAACCCCAGCUCUUCCAAAGAAAAGUAGACAGUCUAAAGCAAAUGUAUCAUCAGAGUCCCUAAAUGGAGAACCCUUGUCGUCUACAGAACAGAGCAUUUCACAGACAAAAAAACAAUCAAAGAAACAAGCCUCACCAAAGCAAGCAGAUACUUCAAAAUCUAGCAAACAAAAGAAGGCUCUCCCACCACUUCCUGUUGCUGAUUUCACUGAGACACCGAGAACCAGCACACAAGUAACCAAUGGGGAAGCUGCAUCUGCUUCAAAAAAGAAGGGCAAGCGGGAGCUUGAUGAUGCGUCUCCAAGCUCCUCAUCGAGCAAAAAGAAAAGAGUGGAAUCUCCCAAACAAACACCUGUUCAACCAGUUAAUCCACAGAGAAAGGAUAAAGUAAACAAGAGGAAGUUGAUGCCUAAUGCAGUACUGGAGACAGUGUAUGAUUCCACUGAAGAGGCACGGAAACUGUUUGAAUGUAUGAUACAUCCAGUACAGACAGACAAAUUCUUCAAAGAGUUAUGGCAGAAGAAACCACUGUUGGUACGAAGACACAUCAGUAAUUAUAAUGACGGCUGGUUUAGUACUGAGGAGCUCAAUAAAAUACUAGAAAAAGAGCAUAUAGAGUUUGGAGUAAACUUGGAUGUUACAUCAUAUCAAGAUGGUAAGAGAGAGACCCACAAUCCACCAGGUAGAGCGUACAGAUCUGUUGUCUGGGACUAUUAUCAGAAUGGAUGUUCAGUGCGUAUGUUGAAUCCACAGACUUACUCGAAGAAUGUAUGGAAGAUGUUGUCUACCCUGCAAGAAUACUUUGGCUGCUGUGUCGGAGCUAAUGUAUAUCUGACACCCCCAGGGACACAGGGUUUUGCACCACACUAUGAUGACAUUGAGGCAUUUAUUCUACAACUUGAAGGCAAAAAACACUGGAGACUUUAUAACCCAAGGUCAGAGCAAGAAACACUUCCCAGAGAUUCCAGUGGUGAGUAUUUUCAGUGGCAGCUCUCAGAGAUUGGUUCCCCUAUAUUGGAUGUGACUCUACAAGCAGGUGAUCUUCUGUAUUUCCCACGAGGAACCAUCCACCAGGGCUAUGCGUUAGAAGAUGCUCAUUCUUUACACAUAACUUUCUCCUGCUACCAGAAAAACACAUGGGGUGAUCUCUUUCAAAAGCUUGUUCCUCGGUGCAUUGAGAUAGCAAUAGAAGAGGAUGUUGAAUUUAGAGAAGGCCUUCCGAUAGAUUACCUACAAUACACUGGUGUUGUCAAUUCUGAUCAAGAAAGCCCCAAAAGAGACGCAUUUACCCAAAAGAUUUCGAGCUUAUUAACAAAGAUGAUACAGAACUAUUGUCCUAUAGAUUCAGCAUGUGAUCAGUUAGGGAAGCAGUUUAUACGUGAUAGUUUACCACCGGUCUUCUCGGAAGUGGAAAAAUCAUGUAGUGUGCAUGGACAUGGAGAGAAAUGGGAUCCAGUGGGUCAGAAAGUUAUAGGGAAUACUGAAGUAGAGCCAGAUACCAUGAUUAAACUGGUCAGGAAAGGAUGUCUCAGACUGGUCACAGAGGAUGAUGCUGUUAGAGUGUACCACAAUAUAGAGAAUGCACGAGUUUAUCAUGGCAGAGACCCACAGUUUAUAGAUAUCAUAGCAGACCUUGCUCCAGCUGUCGAGUUCCUUAUACACAGUUACCCAGAAUAUGUGAGUGUGGAUAGUCUCCCAGCAGCGUCAGUCGAGGAGAGGGUCGAGAUAGCAAGCCUGCUGUAUGACAAAGGACUAUUGAUAACCGGUGAACCUCUAGACUCUAUUCAUGGAGAUAAUGAUUCGAGUAGCGAUGAAAAUUGUGAUGAUAACAGUUGAAGUUGUCAUGGCGAUAUCUAACGGAGAUGCAAGUUUUCCGAUAAUCUUUUUUACACAGUCAAGUUCAGUGGAAAGAAUGAUUUGUAUUUUACGCUUCGCUUAAUAUUUACUACUUAGGAUUUUCUUGGUAAUAUUUGGCCAAAUCGUGGUUGGCAGCUGUCCACAUUUGUCCAUGCAAUAAAAUAUUUGCUUACUGUAAUAGCUUGACAAUAGGGCACAUCUCUUUAUUGGCAGUACACCUAUAUACAAACUUCUUUCGCUGGAACUAAGAUAAUCCAUACACCAGCCUUUGCUCGAACUCAUCGUCAGGUCCUAGCAAAAGUAUCUGUUGGAUGUAUAUUUUUUCGAUGGCUCAGACAACCAAUAACUUGAACAAAUUUUUGCUUGUCCCGUCGAGUUCAAGUGAAAGAAAGUCGACUGUAUGAUGAAUUUAAGAACUAUUAAUAGAUAUAUAAUCCGCCUUGGCACAUUUACAUUGAAACACUGGAAAGUCGUGCAUGCAAGAAUAAGAUUUAUGAGACAAAUGAGAAAUUUAGGCAUCAAAAACAUUCCCUUUGAUAAGAUGGAUUUUACCCUCGUAUCUACCAAAAUUAUCUGUUACACAGUCAUGUACUUGGUACAACAUUGAGACUGUUUUACUAAAUGCCAUUACAUAGUGUAUGAAUUAAUGAAAUUGAAAAGCAGAAAUGUUGAUGAGUGCAGUUUUAAAGGUUCGUUGCAAAGGAAAGAUUGAAUUGAUACUUCAUUCUUAAACAUGUUCUAAUUUGAAUAACUUGCAUCUCUGUUUAGAAGAAAUGUGUUCAUUUUAUUGUUUAAAAUGCAUGCUUACAAAGUGCUUUAAUAAUAUGUUUGUCCCAAAUACUGAUUUUUAAACUCCAUUAUUUUUUAGAUUCACAUGAAUUAUCUGUCUCAUUUUUGAAUGCAUCUCUUAAUUAAUUCAACAAAAUAUGAUUUUAAAUUUGUAAAAGACACUUGGUCCGAUAAAGUUUAUUUUAAAAGUGGUUGUACCAGUACUUAAGUAAUCCCUCGCAGUUACUGUAAUUUCCUCUGGAUAGCGCACAUCUUAUAAGCUGGAUGCAUUCUGUUACCAGCAUAUAGAAUAAAAAUGAAAAAAUAUUUGAAUUUCAGGUUACCCUGUUAAAUUACCCGUUAUGUGAGAAUGACAAUGUUGUCAGGAAUGCAAACUUGUACUAGUUUAUUCCAGUUAUUAUAACAUAAUCAGAUCCCCUUGAGUUCCAUAUAUAUUAAAAUUACUGAACAAUAAUGUACAUUCUAAGGCUAGAAGUACCCAAGUACUAUGUAUCAAUGCAAUGUUAGGUUCAGGUCUGCAAGUUUGUCAUAUAAACUAUACUGUAGAACCCUUAAAGGGGCAUUCAUACAAAUCAAACAAAAUCUAACUUGCAGGAUAUCCUUAGGUUCAAAAUCCCAGCAAAGUGUACCUCCCCUAACACAGGGUAUCCUAUAGUUGAUUAUGGUACAACCUGAUUGACAGUGAAGAAAAGUUAGAAUAUAUCUUCUCUUCAUUUUAUCUGUCAAAGUGAUGUUAUAAUAGCAUGCUGUUUCCACUUUAAAGAGUGGGAAUUGACAAUUUUCUUGAAUAAAUUAUGUUUUAUAGAAAAGGAA
Messenger RNA from Mercenaria mercenaria, 3933 nucleotides. RefSeq names its product ribosomal oxygenase 1-like. Gene Ontology annotation, molecular function: histone H3K4 demethylase activity; histone H3K36 demethylase activity. Gene Ontology annotation, cellular component: nucleolus. Lineage: Eukaryota; Metazoa; Mollusca; Bivalvia; Venerida; Veneridae. The record is from RefSeq and is a predicted model, not a curated record.